GAGUCUCUCUCAACGGUUUGUGUCUUCUUUUUUGGCCACACAACAAAAUUAAACAAAUAAAAAACCAGAGAGAAAGAGAAACAGAGAGUUUUCUAGAGAGAGAAAGAGAGAUUGGUGGGAAGAUGGAGAGCAAAGCGGAGGUGAUGGUGCUGGAAAACGAAGCUCAAACUGAGAGUGGAGGAGGAGCCAUGGAUGAACUCAUUUCUGUGGAGCUUCCUGCACCACCUACUUGGAAGAAACUGUUCAUACCAAAGAAGGCAGGUACACCAAGAAAGAGCGAGAUUGUAUUCAUUGCUCCAACUGGUGAAGAAUUCAGCAACAGAAAACUGCUGGAGCAGUACUUGAAAUCCCAUCCUGGUAGUCCUGCAGUAUCGGAGUUUGAUUGGAGCACUGGCGAGACACCUAGAAGAUCAGCAAGAAUUAGCGAGAAGGUCAAGGCAACUCCGCCCAAAGAGGAGCCUCCAAGGAAACGGAGCCGAAAAUCUUCUGGUUCUAAAAAGGAUAACAAGGAGGAAGCUGAUGCAGCUCCAAAGGUUCCUGAAGAAAUUGAAAUGAAAGAUGCAGAGGGGAAUGAGGAGAUUCCUGUUGUUGAGGAAGACAAAGACGUUUAUAAUGAUCGUCAGGCUGAAAAUGGAGAUAAUCUGAAAGAUGAACAGAAGGGAAUCGAAAAAGUGGAUGCUGAUCCAGAAAUAAGCAGUAAAGAUAAGAUGGGCAGCGAUGCUGGUGAAACUGAAAAUGGUCAAACAGAAGCAAAGGCAGCUACUGAGGAAAAUGUUCCUGAGGUGAAAGAAGGUGAAAAGCAAGAUCUCAAGGAAAGUUCAGAUUUAGAUGUUAACUUGGGAACUGUCGGUAACGAUGAAACAUAUAAGAAUGGUGGCAAAACUAACGGUCAAGAUACCAUUCAAGAGAAAACUGAAGGUCUGGAAGAAGUUGAAAAGCAGGGAAAUGAGGUAGCAGAAAUAGUCACACCUACUGAAGAAACUGUUGCUAGUGAGGUGAACCAAAUUGAAAAAGCAGUAGCGCAAACUGAGAUCGAGCAAGUAAACGACUCUCCCGACAAGAAAGAAAAUUACUCUCUGGACAAGAAAGAAAACGACCCUGGCACUGUUGUCAUCCAACAAGCAAACGGAGUUGUGGAGGAAGAGAAACAGAGUGAUCAGAAUGAAACAGUAGCCGCUGCACCAGAUGCCGAGGCUGAGGGUAAUCAAGAUGUUUCAACAAAUGGUGCAUUAGUUCAGGCCGAGGACAGAAGUAAGGGUAAUCAAGAUGUUUCAACAAAUGGUGCAAAGUGUAAUGUUCAGGCCGAGGACAGAAGUAUCGAACACGAUAACUUGGUGAAAGAAAAUGGCAAGCUUUAACUAGGACAGACCAAUGGAUCGAUGCAGCGCAUAUAUCACAACCGUCUGCUGACUGCUGUAUUAUGCCUACUUCCCAUCACCUUUUGGUAGUCUCGACACCCGAUCUUUGUUUCUGCAACUGUUUACGCUCUUCCACGGUGACGAUAGCUUUAGUUUACCAAUGUAUUUACUGAAAAAGAGAACUUGUAGUAGUCAGGUUAGAUUUUAGACUCUGUAGCUUUUGUUGUUUUUGGUUACCAGACUUCUUUUGACUGUAGAAUGUUAAACGUUAAUCAACCUUCUAAUUUAACAUUGGGUGAAAGAUGUUUUUCCUGUUUAAA
Messenger RNA from Momordica charantia (bitter melon), 1678 nucleotides. RefSeq lists its product as uncharacterized. Gene Ontology annotation, molecular function: DNA binding. The record is from RefSeq and is a predicted model, not a curated record. Lineage: Eukaryota; Viridiplantae; Streptophyta; Magnoliopsida; Cucurbitales; Cucurbitaceae.